Vicia villosa (hairy vetch) is the source of this 675-nucleotide messenger RNA. RefSeq lists its product as uncharacterized. The transcript has 2 exons. The record is from RefSeq and is a predicted model, not a curated record. Bases 1 to 675 code for a protein of 224 amino acids. Lineage: Eukaryota; Viridiplantae; Streptophyta; Magnoliopsida; Fabales; Fabaceae.
AUGGCCUCAUCUUAUAACGGAAAACCGUCUUCUGAUAAUGGGUUUUCAACAGUUCCUGCAUGGGAAAAGAAGUUUUGUGCUUCCGUUGGUUCAGUUCCAUGGGAAAAGCUAAUAGAAGGCAAGAAUAAUAUGUUUAUCUAUUCCAAUGUCGCAAACUGGGAAGAUUCUGCUGUCAAAGAGGCGUUUGAUAAUGCAAAACACAGGUUUUGGGCUGAGAUCAACGGCUUUCCCAGCGAUAUUCCGUUGCCUGAUCCCGACAUGCACAUCGAUGAUGUAGAUUGGGACGCAAGUGUCGAUCCUGAACUCUAUCUAGAAUUGGAUAGAGUAGAAGAGGCCCGCCGGAACAUGAAGGAAAAGCGUAAGGAGAAUGAGAUUCUCGGAAAUUCUUUCCUCUUAAAUCAGUCUUCUGGUUCGGGACGGGGACCCGGACCUAGUGCAUGGGAGGGUAAAAAAGUAAUAAAGUCAUUUGAACCACACCUUGCUGGAUGGGGAUGGGGGAUCAAAGAUGAUAAUUCUCGAAGGUGGAUUCCGAAGGAGCAAUAUGGUGGUGACUUGGAUGGCAAGCAUCAAGCAAGAAAUGAUGAGAAAAGAAAUUGGGAAACUUGUGAAGGAUGCAAGAGAGGGAGAGAGAAUAAUGAUGAUGAGAUGAAUGGAGGAGGAAAGAGGAGAAAUUAG